AUGGAUGAUUCAGACUUCGAUGGCCCUUCUGAUAUCGAACUGGAGCUCGACAGACGGCCCCAAUUCCAACCCCAACAUAGCUUCUGCAAUGGAGAGACACCUCCUGAUGUCCGGAUAACUAAUCCCUGGGGCGUGGGCCAUCGCGUCCAGGCGGUUCGCUCUGUCCUCGCUCUUGUGCUUGACGAGGAAUGUGUCUUUGCGGGCCUGCAGGGCGGCGAUAUUGUGGUUUGGUCAACGAGGACUUUUGAACGCCUCUACUCGAUUUACUCUCAUCACGAUGUAGGUGAUCUGUUUACCGUGGUGUACUCAUCCGGUCUGAAAACAGUUUAUUGCGGGGGUCAAAACACAAGCAUUCAAUGGAGUGACCUCCAACUGGAUGCCCCUCCAUGUCCGCCUAUUCCUGUUCAUCCGUCAAACAGAAGGCAUCGAUUUUUUGAUUCCAAGGGACCUGGUGGCAUUGUUACGUUAAAUCCUGAUGCCGGAGAAGCGGUUCAGAAAUUGGGUCUUGGUGGCCAGAGCCUCAGCUUCAAAAGAGAUCAGCACAAGCUAUAUGCCCAUAAUGGCUAUAUAUAUUGCAUGCUAUUAGUCCGAGGGUUAGAGGAGUGGGCCAAUGGCGAUGAAAUACUUCUGACGGGCUCUGGAGACGGCUCAGUCAAGCUUUGGGAGCUCAGCAAAUGUCCAGAAGGUUCCCCGGUCGAACUAGCCGAGUUGAAAAAUGGCAGUGAUUCGGUACUCUCCAUUGCUGUCGAUGGUGCGUUCCUUUACUGUGGCCUCUCAGGAGGCGCAGUUUACAUAUGGAACCUUGAUUCUCGUCAGAUCAUCAGGAAGCUCACUGCCCACAGUGGAGACAUCUGGGCAAUUGAUGUUGUGGGAAAUGUUAUUAUUACUGGCGACUCCUCUGGUAUCAUUAGGAAAUUUAACUCCAGAUUCGAAGAGGUCGGCUCAUGGAUUGCUCACGAAGGAACGAUGCUGGCAUCAGCUGCUGGUGUUUUCAAAGACAGGCGUAUUUAUGCUACUGGCGGCAAUGAUAAUACAGUCGCUAUUUGGGAUUUAACAGAUCACCCCCAAGAUUUCCAAGAGAUGCCUGCAGUUGGCAACGAUGAGAUGGUCAAUACCCUGGCAAAAUUUGUUUCUUUUAAGACAGUAUCUGCGAGACCCAAAUUUGCUGGAGAAUGUAACCAGGGCGCCGCGUUUCUUCGUCGUCACUGCAAUUAUUUGGGUGCGAAAACUAAACUGUUGGCGACGGGACCAAAUACAAAUCCUAUCGUAUUUGCCAGAUUUGACGCAGCGUCGAAGUCAUCAGCCAACAAAACUGUCCUCUUUUACGGCCACUAUGAUGUUGUCGGUGCAGAUACUAACCAUCUGAAAUGGAAUACGGAUCCGUUCCAACUUUGUUCGAUUAAUGGAUUUUUGUAUGGUCGAGGCGUGUCGGACAAUAAAGGCCCGGUUCUCGCUGCUCUAUAUGCUGCUGCGGAGCUAGCCCAGAAGAAAAAAUUAAGCUGCAAUGUCGUCUUUUUAAUUGAAGGCGAGGAAGAGUCCGGUUCUCAAGGAUUUUCGUAUGCAGUUCGAAAACACAAAGAUUUGAUAGGAGAAGUUGACUGGAUCCUCCUGGCGAAUAGUUACUGGCUGGACGAUCACAUCCCAUGCCUGACUUACGGGCUAAGAGGUGUGGUUCAUGCUAAUUUUGUUGUGACAAGCAGUAACCCUGAUUUGCAUAGUGGAAUCGACGGUAGUUCUCUUCUUGAUGAACCAUUGAAGGACCUGACAAUGCUUCUUGGUACUCUCGUUGGUGCGAAAGGGAAGAUAAAUAUUCCAGGGUUCCAUGAGCCAGUCCUCCCUCUAACUGAAGCGGAAAGGAGGCGAUAUGAUGCAAUUGCCAAAGCCCUACUUCCUCACCACCCAGAAAUUGAGGACUACGAAGCUUUCACCGAUUCCCUAAUGCACCGUUGGCGUGAGCCAUCGCUCACAAUCCAUCGCAUAGAAGUUCCGGGCUGCCAAAAUACAUCCACAACUAUAUCGCGAAGAGCGCGAGCAACACUAUCCGUCCGAAUAGUGCCCAACCAAGACGUAGACAAAGUGGCCGCUGACCUGGCGGAGUUUGCACACGCUCAAUUUGCAAAGUUUGACUCUCAGAACAUCUUGACGGUUGAAAUAACAGGGAAAGCGGAACCGUGGCUAGGAGAUCCUGAGAACGACAUCUUCAAAUUGCUUUCGCGUGCUGUCACCGCAGCGUGGUCUUCCGCCAAGGGGGACCGUCACUACAACUACCCCCCUGUUAAUCCUUCCAACCAACUAUCUCGUCGCGAGCCCCUCCGCACAAACUCAACGGACAGUGUGGCCUCGAAUAUCGGCAGAAUAAUUUCCUCAUCAUCCUCAGUACCAAAAACUCGCUCAGGACACAGGCUUUCGGCACCCACGGUGCCGACCUCUUCAACCCUCACGCACGGUUCUGACCUUCCAGGCACCAAACCUGCCAGCAGACUACCCGCACCCUGCCUACAUAAUGCAUCUCCAUCCCCUUGCGAUGUAAUCUCAGCAGCAGCAGCAACAGCAUCUGGGACGAUGCGGUCUAAUGACCAUGGAUCCCAACAAUCCCACACCCGGGAAUCUACGUCAACAUCCCAUGCCCCAUUAUCGAUUGCGCGCCCUUGCCAGUUGAUCCAGCCCAUCUACAUCCGCGAGGGCGGAUCGAUCCCAACAAUCCGCUAUCUGGAGAAAGAAUUCAACGCGCCGGCCGCUCAUUUACCCUGUGGCCAAGCAAGUGACCAUGCACACUUGGACAAUGAGCGACUGAGAGUUGAGAAUUUGUAUAAGAGUCGAGAGAUUAUGGCGCGGGUAUUUAGAGAUUUGGGAAAGGAUGUGAAUGUGAAUGGUAAUGAUGGUGUUCUCGAGGAUGAUAGUGCUGGUAGUGAAACAGAGGGCGGAUGGCUUGCAGAGGAGUAG
Histoplasma capsulatum G186AR is the source of this 2943-nucleotide messenger RNA. Its product is annotated as WD domain-containing protein. Lineage: Eukaryota; Fungi; Ascomycota; Eurotiomycetes; Onygenales; Ajellomycetaceae. The coding region runs from base 1 to 2943 and encodes 980 amino acids. The transcript has 5 exons. Gene Ontology annotation, molecular function: protein binding; peptidase activity. Gene Ontology annotation, biological process: glutathione catabolic process; proteolysis. The record is from RefSeq and is a predicted model, not a curated record.